Molecule: messenger RNA, 1314 nt
Organism: Guillardia theta CCMP2712
Lineage: Eukaryota; Cryptophyceae; Pyrenomonadales; Geminigeraceae
Exons: 10
Coding region: 1-1314 (437 amino acids)
Biological process (GO): positive regulation of protein catabolic process; protein ubiquitination
Molecular function (GO): protein binding
Source: RefSeq, a predicted model, not a curated record
AUGAAGCAGGUAGGCAAGAAGAAACACGUCCGUGCUAUGGCAAUGCUGAUGGCGGCUGUCUUGCUCGCGGCAAGUGACUGGAGUGUUCUUGCAACACAACGACCCUCAAAGGAAAAGACAGGCUGGAGCAUAUCGGUGCAAACGGCUCUGAGACUCAGAGGAGGGAAACGGAGGAGGAUAAGAGAGCCUAUCACAGGAAUCCUGUCAGGGCUCAAGGAACGAAGCCCCAAGAGCCCUUACUACUAUGAGCAGCGAGAGUUGGCCGCGGAAAUGCGGAAGCAUCGCAAGAAGAGCAAGAGGAAGGAGAAGGAGGUUGACUGGGAGAAGGAGCUGAGGGAGAAGAGAGAAGGUCUGAUCGAUCCCAAGAAGCUUCCCGACGAGAAGAAGUUUGGAAAGAAGAGAAAGAAGAGCAUGAUGGAAGACCUCGCCUACCUGCAGAGGAACAUGUCUCUACGUCAGGAGAAGACGCUGAGUGACGCGGGGAUCACGCUCGACAGCCUGAUGGAGACGAGGCCGCAGUUUCACCUGAUGAACCUGACGAAGACACAGCUGAUCGAGCUCGGCGGGGUUCUCACCAAGCACUGCGAGGUGGUGAACGACUGGAUAGACCGCAAGAGGAAGGGGGAGGAGACGGGGGAGUUCGACGAGGUCAAGGACGAGAAGACGAAGCAGAGGCUAAGGCUUUUCGACGCCAUCGAGUUCGGAAACCUGAAGCAAUUCUUAUCCGCCAUUGAGCUGGGAGCGGACGUGAACUCUUGCUAUCAGAACGAGGAUCUUCCUCAGCAGUUGGGCAUGAGCCCGCUGCAGCUCGCGUGCUCGCUGGGUAGGCGAGAGAUGUGCCGCAUCCUCCUCGAGCACGGAGCCAACGCAACAUUCCGCGACCCUCGAAUGGAGACUCCCCUCCACUACGCUGCAAUGAAAGACGACGCUGAGGUGGUGAGGAUGCUGACAGCAAAGGAGGUCCCUGUCAAUGUUCGCAACCUCCACAGCUACGAUCCCUUGUACGCCCUCGUCCUCGUCCUCGUCCUUGUCCUCGUCCUCGUUGUCUUCGUUGUUUCAGCUCUCCUCAUACCUUGCAGGCACCUUGCAGCUGGCUUGGGAAACGUCAAGGUUGCAGCGGCGCUGCUUGAUGCGGGGGCGAAUUUCAGUCGGACUGUGAAGCCUUGGCGGGAGCCGGGGAUGGAGUUUCUAAAGGGGAUUCCAUGCUUCAAUCCAAACUCAUGUGCGGUUGCUGUUCUAUGCCAUCAGGUGGAGGUCGUCGAGCUCUUCCGGGCCCGGGGGAUACUCCCGAAACAUCUCGAGGCUUAUAGGUGA